UACUUUAACGGUCUAUUAAUAUUUAUAUCGUGUACUGAUCUUACGCGAGUCACGAAACAGCACGUGUUUACCAUAAUGUGAAAUAACACUUCCGUCAACACAUUACCGUGAUAUUUGGAGAAUUAUUUUUUGUAUAGGAAAAAUUGGAAUUUGAAUCUGAAAUAACUUUGGCUGGACUUAAAAUGUUACACAAUGCUUAACACACAAAGGACAUUUAUAAGCGAUAUAAAAGUGUAUUUUUUCUUAUAAUUGCUAAAAUAUGUUAUCUUUUUUGUUAAUAUGUCAUCUUUUUUGUUAAUAUGAUGAUAAUGGAUAGUACGUGAUUCUUUGAAACUUUAGAAGAAAAAAAUGCGUGGAAACCAAGAGAGGCCCACACUGCAAAUAACAACAGUUCUUUUUUAUAACAAGGAUCUAAAAAAUCGACAGAUUUUCAGUCCACACAAAGGAGGGAUCUUAAGAGAAAGGAAGGAAGGAUGACAUUUAUUUACAUAAAACCGAAAGUGUUUUAUUUUUCUGUGAAGUGCAUAGUCCUAAUGGGAGGUCAGACAUAAGUGGAGUUUUGCAUAAUUACUGUGGAUGUUGUUCACUUGACUUUUAACCAGUAAUAGAAGUGAAAAGUUAGGAUAGCAGAGCUACAGAACAACCAAUUCAAGUGUUAUCAAUACAGAAGUUUUUGUAACUUCAUAUUGUUAAGGAUUUAUAUGUCUAGCUCUGAUGGAAGGCUGCAGGUUUUGGAAUUUGGUGUUUCUUAUAACACUGCGGAUAUCUAUAGUUUUAUGUGGGGGCAAAGUGGAGAUCCGUUUACAAAGAUAUGUUAACCCAGACGGUGAGGGUGCAAAUGGACACUGUUGUGAUGGGCGCUCUAUAUUCUGCUUUGGAGAAUGUGAUCAUCUCUUCAUUCUGUGCUUAGACAAUCGCAACGGACCGCCCAGCACAUGGAAAUGCCCGUACGGCCGUGUUAAAACGGGAAGAAUCGAGAAUGAUAACUCGAUCACUUUUGGAAGCAGAAUCGGGGGCACUAAAAACCCGAUGGUGUUUUCAUUUCGGAAAUGGCCUGGAUCCAUGAAGUUGAAGGUUCGUGUUGAGGAUCAUGACAACGACAAUGACAAUGACUUUGUGGAUUUGCUCCAUACAUAUUUAGACAAGACCCCAGCGGAUUCCAGCUCGACUGCUGUAGUAAGACGUGUAAAUAUUAACAUGAGAACCAGGUUGUCCCUGACCACCAAAGUCUAUUGUGACCCGAUGUAUUAUGGCCCGGACUGUACAGUUCUAUGUCAACCAAGAGACGAUUUCAGAGGUCACUACACGUGUGAUAAAAGAACAGGACGGAAAGUUUGCAUUGCAGGUUGGACUGGACUUGACUGCAAGAAAAGCAUAGAUGACUGUAUAGGUAACACAUGCCAGAAUGGCGGGACAUGUAUAGAUGGGUUUAGAUCAUACACCUGCAGAUGUAUGAAAGGAUUUGAAGGGACCCGAUGUGAGCAGGAUGUUGAUGAAUGUUUAACUUUUCCGUGCAAACACAAUGGUACAUGUUUUAAUUUUGACGGUGGUUUCAACUGCACAUGUCUUAUACAAUGGACUGGGCCUGACUGCACAGAGGCGGUCGACUUUUGUAAGGAUGACCCGUGUAAUAAUUCAACAUGUAUUCCUCUCGAAACAAGCUACUCGUGCAAAUGUAAAAAUGGUUGGACGGGAACACAUUGCGAUGCUAAUAUUGAUGAAUGUCAGAAUAACCCGUGCAUAAAUGGUGCUACGUGCGUGGAUACUGCCGGAAGCUACAUGUGUACAUGUGUAGACGGAUUCCAUGGGCAGCACUGUGAGACUGACAAAGAUGAAUGCGCCAGUCUUCCUUGUAUGAAUAAUGCCACUUGUACUGACCUAAUAAACCACUUUAAAUGUCAAUGUACAAGUGGCUUUACUGAUCCCCUUUGCCAAACGGAUAUUGAUGAAUGUACGAGCUCUCCAUGCAAGCAUGGUUCGGUGUGUUUAAAUCAUGUAGGUGGAUUCAGUUGUAACUGUGUCAAUGGUACCACAGGCGAAUUGUGUGAAAUAGAUAUCAACGAGUGUGAAGCCAAUACAUGUGAAAAUGGUGGGAUAUGCGUAGAUAGAAUUGGAAUGUUUGAAUGCAAAUGUGUCGAUGGUUUCUCUGGUACAACAUGCAUAGAUGAUAUCAACGAAUGUGCAUAUAACGACACCUGUUUGAAUGGUGGUGAAUGUAUUAAUACGCAUGGAUCAUUUAGAUGCAUUUGUCCUGCAGGAUUCCAAGGACUAAAUUGUGCGAUAGAAUCUAAUGAAUGUGAAUCUAAUCCUUGUAAGAAUAAUGGAACGUGUCUUGAUCUAAUUGGGGCAUUUAAUUGCUCAUGUGUGAAUGGCUUUUCUGGAAUCUUGUGUGAAACUGAAAUGAAUGAGUGUGACUCGAGCCCUUGCAAGAACAGUGCAACAUGCCUUGACUUGAUCGGUAAGUUCGAGUGCGAAUGCAGUUCGCAGUGGACUGGCCAACUAUGCAAUAUAGACAUUAAUGAAUGCCUGCUUGAUGUUUGCAAUAAUAACGCUACGUGCAUGAAUCUGCAUGGCUCAUAUAAGUGUGAAUGCUUAGAUAGCUUUCAAGGUCAAAACUGCUCGGAUGAUGUUAAUGAAUGCGAAAUGAAUAUUUGUGAAAAUGAGGCGGAAUGUAGGAAUUCGUACGGUUCAUACCAAUGUAUAUGCAGCAAAGGUUUUAGAGGACAAACUUGUUCAACGGAACUCGACGAAUGCUUAAGCAACCCUUGCAAAAAUGGCGGGAUAUGCGCAGACCAGAUCGGCAGCUUCAGUUGCACGUGUAGACCUGGAUUUAAUGGAGAAACGUGUGAUAAUGAAAUAGACGAAUGCAGAAACAAACCAUGCGAAAACAAUGGUACUUGUAUAGACCUUAUCGGCAAAUAUGUAUGCGUAUGUCCUGUAGGAUGGACAGGUGAAACAUGCCAGGUAGAUGUGAAUGAAUGUAGUACUGGUAGCUGCAAAAAUAACGCAACCUGUUUGAAUACUGACGGUUCGUUCAUUUGUAACUGUCCCGAUGGAUUUUAUGGAAAUGUCUGUAGUGAUGAUAUGAACGAAUGCGAAAUUGAAAUCUGUGAAAAUAAUGGUACCUGCACAAAUAAUUAUGGAUCAUUUGACUGUAGAUGUGCCGAUGGUUUUGUUGGUGAGACGUGUGAUGAAGACAUCGAUGAGUGCCAAAUAAAUCCGUGCAGAAAUGGUGCUACUUGCUAUAACACGCUAGGCUCAUACCGCUGUGAUUGCAGAGAAGGUUGGCACGGUGAUGAGUGUGACGUGGACAAAGAUGAAUGCCAGGCUAAUCCUUGUGAAAAUGGUGGCAAAUGCAACAAUACUGAUGGGUCGUACAUGUGUACCUGUCCUAAAGCGUUUCAUGGAAAUACAUGUACGGGCGAUAUAAAUGAAUGUGAAAUUGAAAUCUGUGAAAAUAACGGUACCUGCACAAAUAGUUAUGGAUCAUUUGAUUGUAGAUGUGCUGAUGGUUUCGUUGGUGAGACGUGUGAUGAAGAUGUUGAUGAGUGCCAAAUAAAUCCGUGCAGAAAUGGUGCUGCUUGCUAUAACACGUUAGGCUCAUACCGUUGUGAUUGCAGUGAAGGUUGGCACGGUGAUGACUGCGGUGUGGAUAAAGAUGAAUGCCAGGCUAAUCCUUGUGAAAAUGGUGGCACAUGUAACAAUACUGAGGGGUCCUACUUGUGCCAAUGCACGGAGGGAUUUAUGGGUGAUCACUGUUCGAAUGAUAUCGAUGAAUGCUCGGCGUUACCAUGUGGCAAACAUGGUACAUGUGAAAACAUGUAUGGGACUUUUUCAUGUCACUGUACUGAAGGGACUACCGGACAGUUUUGUGACAACGGUAUUGAUGAAUGCUCUGCAAGUCCUUGCGUAAAUAAUGCUACAUGUCAGAACAACCACGGAAAGUUUACUUGUCUAUGCGGAAGAGGUUUUACGGGUGAUACUUGUUCAAUAGAUAUAGACGAAUGUGAAAGCAAUGAAUGCAAGAACAAUGGCACAUGUAUUAAUAACCAUGGUUCUUUCCGCUGCGAAUGCCCGGGCACAUUUUCUGGUAUGUUAUGUGAGGAAGAUGUUGACGAAUGCGUUUCCUUGCCAUGUAAAAAUGGUGGAAAGUGCACGAAUAUAUACGGUUCCUUUGCAUGUCAAUGUAUUAAUGGUUUUGAAGGAAUUCAUUGCGAAAGAGAAACUGACGCUUGCAAAGGUAGUCCAUGUGAAAAUGACGCAACCUGCGUUGAUGCUGAUGGUUCAUUUUACUGCGUUUGUAACAAAGGUUAUACAGGAACCACAUGCAUGGACAGAAUUGCCAGUUGUUUAGAUAGUAACUGUAGAAAUAAAGGAAAGUGCAUAACACGAAAUCAAACUUCGAUAUGUGACUGCCCAGAGGGCUUUACUGGAACCUUCUGCGAAAUCACUUCUGCUGGAAACCCCAUAGUAAUGGGAAAGCAAGACGAUGAUGGUACCGAAACUGCAGGAAAACCUGGUAUCGAUCAAAUAGAAAAUACAGAUAAGACGACUGGGAAACAAGGCGCACAAUCGCUACAAACACAGAAAAUUGAAAAGGACAGUUGGGCGAAGACCCAUUGGUACGCAAUUCUUAUCAUAGCCGCUGCAGCGCUCGUAUUCUUUGCAAUACCUGCUGCAAUAUACUACAAGAAAAGAAGAGCCAACAAGAAAAAGACGAUCGACAUGGUGCAGUAUUGGCCUACACAAGAGGCGAUGUCAGUUCACGGAUUUGACAAUGUAACAUAUGGUAUAGAAUCACUGCCUCUGUAUGGCCAAACGACAGAAUACCAGCCACAUCAACAAUUUACGCCUUCAGAAAUAGACCACCCCAGAUAGCAGAACAAAAGGAAAGGCUGCUGUGUCUACAAAAUUUUUUCUUUUCUUUUCGUUUAUUUUCUGACAAAAGUUUUGUUAUUAGUUUUAUUCUAAACAAAGACAAUAGGAAGGACACCUGCAUACAAUUCCUGACACGAAACGCUGCUGCAGUGACGGUAUGUGUGUAUAAGUGAUCAGCUGAUAACAUCAUGCAAUUGAUAAAGAAUGUUUCAAUGUGUAUUUAUAUGCAUUUUAUAUCUGUUUAUUCAGUAGUUGAUUUAAAAUUUUGAAAAAGAGCUCUCAAAUGUGAAGCAUGUAUAAUUUACAUCAUCAGAUUUUUGAAAAAUCUGCCCAAGCACUAUCUUCUGACUUUUAUAUUGCAGUUGGGGGUUUAAAUAACAAAAUAUACGAUAUGUAAAGAAUAAAAUUGCUUUAAGUAAAACAAUAUAUAAAAUACAAACCUGGAGAGCCAUAUUCGCAUGUACAGAAGGUGGACCAAUCAGUUAAAAUAAUAAUACUUUAAAAUCGUAUUAUUUUUUGUUUUGUUUUGUUUACUUGAAACAGUUGAAUGUAUGUGGAGGUUGUAAAUAUAGAUUGCUUAUGUUUCAAUAUAUUGUUUCUGCCUAGAUUUGCUGAAAGCUGUUUGUAUAAUAUUGUAUCUGCGUUCGUGCUGUAAAGUUCCUUUGCUGUUGGGGCUUACAUAUAUUUACAUUCUAUGUUUAUUUUUAUUUGAGCGCUGUGUAAUAUGUGUAUUAAAUAAUAUGUUACAAUAAAAUAUAAAUGCCAAA
Molecule: messenger RNA, 5645 nt
Organism: Mercenaria mercenaria
Lineage: Eukaryota; Metazoa; Mollusca; Bivalvia; Venerida; Veneridae
Product: neurogenic locus notch homolog protein 2-like
Exons: 11
Coding region: 715-4878 (1387 amino acids)
Biological process (GO): Notch signaling pathway; axon guidance; multicellular organism development
Cellular component (GO): plasma membrane; cell surface; signaling receptor complex
Molecular function (GO): Notch binding; calcium ion binding
Source: RefSeq, a predicted model, not a curated record